AUGUCGCAGCAGCGGAGAGAGCGAAUGAGCUCGGCUUCGUGGGAGCCGACCAGCAAUAACCACCGAAUCUUCCGGACGGUGUCACCCCGGUUCCAUGAUGGUCUUUUGCAGCUCUACUGGGCUCAUUACGGCACCGUGGUUCCAAUGGUGGAUCGAGACUUGUUUGAGCGCUCGAAAAAGACUGCUGACGGUGUGUUCUACUCGCAUUUUCUGCAUGUCUCAAUGUUGGCCAUGGGUCACCGCUUUGCCGACCAGUCCGAACAAGAGGUGCAGAGCACCACCACCAGCCCGGGCCAGAGCACAUUCCACCGUGAAUGUAGGCAUUUGCUGUGGCAAGCCCUUGAUGCCCCGAACAUGUGUGACAUUAGCGCCGUCUUGAUUCUGAGCGAUCUUGAAUUUGGACUGGGCAAUAGUAGCUUAGGGAGGAGGUUUGUCGGAAUGGCUUCCCAGCUAGUAUCAGACAUGGUCAUGGCUGAAAAUUGUAUCUCCAGCGGCCAAUUCCACAGUGAAGAAGCGCGGGUUCAGCGUCAAAUCGUCGUCGCUUGCUCCCUCUACGAUAAAAACUGGGCACAACUGGUCCAUCAGUCUGCCUUUGUCAAGGACCCAGAUCCUCGUUCACCUCCUCAUGAGAGGAGGAUCCGAUCGACUGAGGGUCAUGAGCCACCCCUGUGCAACACCCUCGACGCUUUCGAUGAGCGCGUUUCCAUUGCCACAGGAGAGCUCCAGAGGCUCGUUGGAAGUAUCAUUGAACUUUGGCUCUUGGCCGGGGAUACGCACCACUUGUCCGCCCAAUUAUCCACCAUCUAUCCCACGGUGGCAACGCUGAAUCGGGAGAUGACAACAUGGUAUCAGAACCUGCCGCCAGAUCUGCAAUGGACGUCCAGCAAUCAACAUCUCAUGCCGGGCAGUUUUUUCCUGCUACAUCAGCAAUACAACGCUGCGAUCAUCAGGCUGCAUCAGCCAUUGAGUUGGGGAUGGGCGCAGUCGGAUCGGUUGGAGGCGGAUGGCGAGAUGGAACAAGCCCAUCUGAAGCAUCUGGCUGCCAUAUCCCAGCUAGCUUGCUUGAACCACGCGAUACAGAUCGCACGCAUCUUAGCAGCCAAGCAAUCCCGCUUUGGUCAAAUCCUCGCCCUCCUGCCCGAACUACAAACCGUACUGACGGCGACGAGUGCUCUGAUGGACGGCGUCGUCCAAGCAGCCGAGAAUGCGCAACGAGAUCUGGCUCUCCAAAACCUAAAAGUCAUCCUCCACAGCCUCGAUGCUAUGUCGAAUGCACCCCGGCCUGCUCAGGUAAUGAUGACGAUGAUCCGGAGCUUUCUUAAUCGACACGAGAUGUCGCAUCACAGCAACACCAGCGAGUAG
Messenger RNA from Cladophialophora immunda, 1362 nucleotides. RefSeq lists its product as uncharacterized. Lineage: Eukaryota; Fungi; Ascomycota; Eurotiomycetes; Chaetothyriales; Herpotrichiellaceae. Gene Ontology annotation, biological process: DNA-templated transcription. The coding region runs from base 1 to 1362 and encodes 453 amino acids. The transcript has 3 exons. Gene Ontology annotation, molecular function: zinc ion binding; DNA binding. The record is from RefSeq and is a predicted model, not a curated record.